AAUGAUUUUAGUGUACAACAAGGAGGUGGGUAAACACGUGGUUUGUUAAUUUACAUAUAAAGUGUGAUCCUGAGUUUAGCGGCAAUACAUCAGAAUCCAGUGGUCAUUACAUGAGCCUUUGUAGAGUUUAGAGCAGUGGCCACUAGAUGGCGGUAUUUAGCUGUAUCCUCCUCGAGAGUCACGGCACCGCAAAUUAACCUCGGCUUUUAUUCAGGCUCCAGUUAUACAGCCUUGGCGUAUUAGUAACCACACAUCCAGAAAUACACGGUGAUCUGAAUUGAAGGAUAUUAACACCAAUAGGUCUGUCAUUAAAAAAGAACAAUGUUGCUGAAAAACAGAAAAAUGCUGACUAGACCCGUGUGGAUACAUGGAUAAGCCUGUUUGACUGAGGCGUAUUUAAAUUUUAAACCCGCCUAUGGGAUAAAAAAAGUCGAUACGUACGCACGUUAUAUAAAACGGUGGACAAGUCGAAGGAGAAGAACCGUAAAUGUGUGCUGCUAUGUAUUUAUAGGUGUUGGUUAAAUGACUAUCACGAACAGCGGGGACAGAUUCUCAGCAGCUUCUAUGCAAAUCGCCCUCAUCGGCGUGUUUUCAUUGGAGAGCAGCGUGGAGGUGUAGUCGCGAAGGCGUGACAUCAUGCCAAUGCAGCUUUAUGAACAAAGUGCGCUUCUCCUGCUCGGGCAGAGGUGCGUCCAGUCCUCCGGCGUUCGUGGAGUUGUGGUUCGCGUCUCCCGGAGCAGGCUGAGCGCUGCAGAUUCAUCCCUCCGCACAGUUUGACAGGCUGGGAACUGUUCGUGCGAAUUUUGCUGAGGUCAAACUUUGGAAUUACUCCUGUUUCUUUUCUUUACCCCCCCCCCCCCCCCAAGUGAGCGCAUGAAAUAGCUGUGGACAUUUUGAAGCGCAUUCGCAUUUGGGACUGCAGAAAAUCCCCAUGGAUUUCGUCAGCGACUUCGAUUUAAUGAAGUUCGGCGUCAAGAAGGAGACGAUGCAGGCUGUGGACCGCUCCUUCGCCGCGACCUGCAACCAGAUCCAGAGGCCGGACUCGGUCUCCUCCACGCCCGGCAGCACGCCCUGCAACUCGGUGCCCUCGUCGCCAAACCUCAAUCUCAGCGAGCAGAGAAACAACCCCGCGGGCGACCCGUUCUGGAUAGCGAACAACGGGGGUUACCCCCAGCAGAUGUACCCGCAAGCCUUCGGCCUGACACCCGAGGACGCGGUCGAGGCCCUGAUCGGCGCCACGGCGCAGCAGGGACACCCGGCGGCGCCCCACGGGCACCACCCGCCACCCUUCCAGAGCGAAUACGAGGGCUACGGCCACCUGAGCGAGCCGGUCCAGCACUACCCGGGCCUCCCGGGCCACCCCGACAUGCAGGGCAUGCCCGGCAGCCACUGCCAGGACCCGUACGUCAAAGACGACAUCAGGAGCGUGUCCCCCCAGUCCCCGGACGACCAGCAGAUCCUCGGCGCGCACCAUCACCUCCAGCAGCAGCAGCCGCAGCAGCAGCAGCACAGCCGCCACGACCGGCGGUCCAACGCCGACGUGCACUUCUCCGACGACCAGCUGGUGUCCAUGUCGGUCAGGGAGCUCAACCGGCUCCUGCGGGGCCUCAGCAAGGACGAGGUGAUGCGCCUGAAGCAGAAGCGCCGGACCCUGAAGAACCGGGGCUACGCGCAGUCGUGCCGCUUCAAGCGCGUGCAGCAGAAGCACAUCCUGGAGCACGAGAAGACGAGCCUGGUGUCACAGGUCGAGCAGCUCAAGCACGAACUCAACAGACUCGUGCGCGAGCGGGACGCGUACAAACUCAAGUGUGAGAAACUGUCCGGGGCGAACUGCUUCCACGAAACGGGCUCCACCAGCGACAACCCCUCGUCCCCCGAGUAUUUAAUGUGAGUUCGUUGGUUCCCUGCGGGACUGAUGCUUUUCCAUAGGUUGGCGUUCAUCUCAGCUCAUCAUGCUCCUUAACAAACUAUCUCAUGGAUUCAUCAAGCUUUAAUUAAUGUUGGAUAUAAGGACAUUACUGGGAUAAUUAUAACGGGGCCUACGUAGAUUAGUUUAUGGCUGGAUUACAGCGAGCGAUGACGCGUGCAUGCAGGACAUGUCAGCUAUCAGAUAUUUUUAUUUUAUACGGGCAUAUACAGACAUAUUUUGUCUAAGCUAUACUUGAAAUGAGAGAUUAUCACCUUUUAUUGAUAUACAGCUUUAAUCAUUAAGCUUUAGUUACUGCUCAGUCUUUUAUUCUUGAUUCUGCUUUCUUCUCUAGUUGUUUAUCUAAAUUCAUAUUGCUUCCUUCUUGAAUUAGAAAAAGAAUUAUCCCAAAAAAUGACAUUUAUAUUAUUUUUAAUGAAACUGAUUCUGCUGGACAGACGCGUUUCUUAUUUGCUUUUUUUAAAUAAUGUACAAUUAUGCAAAUUGUGUUUUUCACUGACUAUGUUUUUUUUUUCAUUUAUG
Molecule: messenger RNA, 2449 nt
Organism: Betta splendens (Siamese fighting fish)
Lineage: Eukaryota; Metazoa; Chordata; Actinopteri; Anabantiformes; Osphronemidae
Gene: mafbb
Product: v-maf avian musculoaponeurotic fibrosarcoma oncogene homolog Bb
Exons: 1
Coding region: 932-1891 (319 amino acids)
Biological process (GO): regulation of transcription by RNA polymerase II
Cellular component (GO): nucleus
Molecular function (GO): DNA-binding transcription factor activity, RNA polymerase II-specific; RNA polymerase II cis-regulatory region sequence-specific DNA binding
Source: RefSeq, a predicted model, not a curated record